Molecule: messenger RNA, 1875 nt
Organism: Mytilus californianus (California mussel)
Lineage: Eukaryota; Metazoa; Mollusca; Bivalvia; Mytilida; Mytilidae
Product: monocarboxylate transporter 12-like
Exons: 5
Coding region: 57-1511 (484 amino acids)
Biological process (GO): monocarboxylic acid transport; transmembrane transport
Molecular function (GO): monocarboxylic acid transmembrane transporter activity
Source: RefSeq, a predicted model, not a curated record
AUAACUAAUUAGGUUAAAUUGCUCAUAAAACUGGUGAGAUGAUCAUGUUUUGAAGUAUGGAGAAACAAAAGGAAGAAAGCAGCGUUACUAGAACAAAUACGAUCACCCAAGAGAAUAGCAAAGAUGGCGGUUGGGGAUGGGUUAUUGUUGCUUCUGCUUUCAUGGCUCAUGUGCUAGCUGAUGGAGUGUUAUUUACACUUGGAGUAUUAUAUAUCGAAUUUCUAGAUGAAUUUGAGAAAGGAAAGGGAAAAACCGCUUGGAUUACCUCCCUUAUUCCAGGAACUAUGCUAACAGUAGGACCAAUUACCGGAGCUUUGACUAACCGUUUUGGGUGUCGAUCAAUGUGCAUAUUAGGUGCUCUUGUAGCUGCCGCUGGAUUUGUUAUUAGCUGUUUUGCUACCAGUAUAUAUUAUUUGUACUGUUCACUUGGAAUUUUAACAGGUUUAGGAUUUGGUGGUAUAUUUUUAUCCACAUUAGUAUGUGUUGGACAACAUUUUGAAAAGAGACGAUCAUUUGCUCUAGGUAUAUCUGUUAGUGGUUCAGGAGUAGGAACAUUUGUUUUUGCUCCAGUUGUGCGUAUUCUAAUAGACGAAUAUGGUUGGCGAGGUGCAAUUCUAAUGGAAGCAGGGUUCAUAAUGAACAUAGUUUUGUGUGGCGCUUUCUUUCGACCGGUUCAAAACAAAAGUGGGAAAACGACGGACAAGUCAGUAAUCAAGAACGAAGCAAUUGAUUUAUCAAUUGUAGAAGAUGAAAUCGACAUAAAAGAAGCAUCGAUGACAAGUAAGCAAAUAUUUUCGAUUGUGAAAAACAAAGAUGAAGGCUUACAAGCUUUAAAAACGAAAUCAACUACAUCACCAGACCCUUCUACCAAUUCUGUGUCCAGCUGCUUUUCUAAACAUUUUGACUUUGGUUUAUUAACAAACCCGGCAUUUACCAUAUUUGUUGUGUCGAAUUACUUCACCGCCCUUGGAUUUAAUACUCCAUAUGUGUAUUUACCAGAUAGAGCCGAGGAAAAAGGUAUGAACCAGUUUGAUAGUGCAUUUCUACUUUCGAUUAUUGGCAUUUCAAAUACAUUUGGACGUAUUAUUUUCGGAUGGAUUGCAGAUCGAAAGUGUGUAAAUCGGCUUUUGCUUUACGGCAUAUCGCUGGUCAUUUGUGGAACUGCUAAUGUAUUGAACCCACUUAAUGAUAGUAAAGUUUAUCUCAUGAUGUAUUCAUCUGUUUAUGGAAUGUUUAUUGGUGUAUUUGUAAGUUUGAAUACUGUGAUACUGGUUGACCUCCUAGGGUCAGAACGCUUAGAUAAAGCAUUAGGACUACUAAUGAUGUUUCAGGGAAUUGGUUGUUUCCUAGGUCCACCAAUAUGUGGUUGGUUAUAUGAUGGCACCGGCAGUUACAGCAUUCCUUUUUAUUUUGUUGGCGGUCUGGUUAUAUUUAGCGGAGUCGUGUUAUGUUUUAUUCCUCUUUACAGAAGAAGUCAAACAAAGAAUUCGUAUCGAAUAAGUGGAGAAUAAGAACAAAUUUGACGUCAUAAAAGUGCUGUUAAUAUUCAUUUCCAGCUAAUUCUUGCAGACCGUAAAAAUAAAAGACAUAUUACGACGCAAAGUUCAUUUUAUCUAUUGUCUGUAGAAGACAUAAAUAUUUUAAAAGUGUUUAGGUCAAGUUUUAUCAUAAAUCUAUGUUUUGCCUAUAAAGGAUGUACACCUCUGAGGAGCCAAAAAUUUCUAGAAUUAAACUUUUUUUCUUAACCUGAUUUUUGGGUUUAUAUGACUGUUAAAAGAUAAUUGGUGAAGAAAAAAUCAUAUAGUGGUGAACUUCUUUUUUUGCUACAGCCAUUUGAAAGUACCCAAUUUUGAUGAUUUUUCCAUUUUUCAUCAA